AACAGCAUACGAUAUUAUUUUUAGGCAUAAUAUAUUAAAAAGCAAACGUAAGCCUACUAUAUCUAGCUCCUUAUAGAGGAUAUUGGUCUGCCGCACUGAGAUUCGCGAUCCGCGACCACCGACUUGACUGUCAGACAAUUUGAAAUAAUUUAAAAUUGAUGAGAUUUUUGUUCUUGCUUUAAAUAAUGAUAUUCAAGAUUUAGCAGCAACUAAUGUGCUUGCUCACACUCGCUAGUUAGGCUAGUUGGAUUAGUUAGGCUUGCUGGAGAGCAUUACUCAUUACCCAGGUCGUGCCAAGAAAAAAGUAAUGUUCGUAAGACAUAAAAUAAACCAAGUUACACUUCCUAAGUUGUCCUUAGAUCUGUAAUGCGACCUUCUCCUCUUGAUUAUCUUAAUUCACUAAUAAAAUUUGCGUAAGACAGUUAGCUACAUUUGGCAAAUCAUCCUCAAAUGGUGUAAACUAGGUUUGGCGAUAUUUUUCGAUAAUUGAUCAAUCAUUUGUAAUUUUACUUACCUUUAUUAGUGAGCAUAAACAGCGGAACUGAUGUAGCUAUGUCUGAUAGUUAGCCCAAUCAAUAAUCUCAAAACGUAAAGGAGAAGAUUUGUUUAAUAAUUGAUAAAAUUAGUUAAUUUUGCCGGGCCCCUUAAAAUUGUCAAAAAAUAAUAAUAAAUUUUCCGCUUUGUCCAUUUGUACGCCUCGAAAUUGCACAACUUUCUGUGUAGCACGUUCGGCAUUUACUUCAACAUACAUGCGGGUCAAGAUCGAAAACCAGCGAAGAAAACAAACAAAAGAAAGUUAAUGAAGACAAAGCAAGAAACUGCAUCUGAACGGAGACCAAGAAGAUAGCGUCAUUGUGCAAGCAAAACUCUUAAGAAACGUCAACAAUAUCACCAGCAAAUUAAGUCUAACGUAAAGAAUAGGAACCACUUGUCAACUGCAGGGAAUAACUGAAGCGUUACCCAAUCUAUACAUACAUACAAGCAAUUUACCGCAACAUCAACAUCUAUGCAUAUUAAGAAACAUUAGUUAAGGAAGGCUGUGAUUAUGCCAGUCUUAACGUUAAAAUAUUUAGAACCUAUAGUUGGGGCGUUGCCUCGCACAGAUUAUAAGAUGACUAUGGGCUCAUGCACCGUAAACCAUGUAAUAUCGUUAAGCAGUAUACUUUAUUUACGAUCUCGUUGGUGGUUUUGGUUAAACCGUUAUUGGUCUUGUUGGAUUUGGAUUUUAAUAUCAGUCCACGUAGUAAUGGCAGCCGGUUAUCCUCAUUUACGCUUAACGCAACGCAAUAAUCACGCCAAUAUAUCUGAGCUAUUAGAUAAUCUGCUUAGAGGCUAUGACAACAGUAUAAGGCCUGAUUUUGGCGGGCCUCCUGCUACUGUUGAAGUGGAUAUAAUGGUGCGCAGCAUGGGUCCCAUCUCCGAGGUUGACAUGACCUACUCAAUGGAUUGUUAUUUUCGUCAAUCUUGGGUAGACAAACGGUUGGCGUUUAAAGGCGCUCAAGACACUUUAGCUUUAAGUGUCUCAAUGUUGGCCCGGAUCUGGAAACCGGAUACAUAUUUUUAUAAUGGCAAGCAAAGCUAUUUACACACGAUAACCACACCCAAUAAGUUUGUAAGAAUUUAUCAAAACGGUCGCGUCCUAUAUUCAAGUAGAUUAACCAUCAAAGCUGGUUGUCCUAUGAAUUUAGAAGAUUUUCCAAUGGAUAUUCAAAAAUGUCCUUUAAAAUUUGGCUCAUUUGGAUAUACAACAACGGAUGUUGUUUAUCGAUGGAAUAAAGAAAGGCCAGCGGUAGCCAUCGCUGAGGAUAUGAAAUUGUCACAAUUCGAUUUAGUUGACUGUCCGGCGGGCAAUCUAACGGAUGUUGUUUAUAAAGCAGCGGCACCCAUCUAUCAUAGCAACAAUAAUAUCAACUACCAUAAGAGCAAUAAUAACAACAAUAAUAAUAAUAAUAAUAAUAAUAAUAACAAUGAUUACGACGCAGAUCAAUCCAUCUCUGAUAAUGAUAAAUAUAGCAAAGCAUUGACAACAUUUGCAGGACCAGCGGCAAAAAAUCAACAUAUCCAGACAGCAAAAUUCCAGUUGGAUAAGAUAGCCCAUGGCAGGGGGGAACGUAAAACGAAUAUUAUACAAAUUGAAGUAAUGCAAGCAUCUGAAUAUUCCAUGUUAAUGGUUAACUUUCAUUUACAACGUCAUAUGGGAAACUUUCUUAUACAAGUUUAUGGUCCGUGUUGCCUUUUGGUCGUUUUGUCUUGGGUUUCAUUUUGGCUUAAUCGCGAAGCUACAGCAGAUCGUGUUUCUCUCGGCAUCACUACCGUAUUAACCAUGACAUUUUUGGGCUUAGAAGCACGAACCGAUUUACCUAAAGUUCCUUAUCCUACCGCUUUAGAUUUUUUUGUUUUUCUAUCUUUCGCUUUUAUUUUCGCUACCAUUUUGCAAUUCGCUGUAGUACACUACUUCACUAAAUACGGUUCGGGUGAAUGUUACUUCAUAAUUGAAGAAUUAGAAUCCGAUACGGAAUCAGAAGGUGGCGGUGAAAAUUUAACAAAGACAAGUUUAGAAGCUGAAUAUGCUAACAGUGUAGCGUAUGAAGUGAUACCGUUGACGAUGUGCACGAUAGCGAUACCGAAUCGUAGAAACUCUCUAAGAAACCGUCGAAGUUCAGAAGGUAAGAGGCGACGUCAAAGUCAUAGUUUAAUGUACAGCCUAAAAGAAUAUUUUUCGUGGUCGUGUUUCAAAAGUAAACGAACAAGACAACGAACACAAUUGAGCAUGUCCGACGACGAUGACGAAGAAGCUCAUUUAAAAGAUAAUGAAGAUCACGCAAACAAACGGAAUCAACGACGCCGCAUGUCCUAUUAUCGUCGAGAGGAAAUGGAGAUGCGUCGCAAAGGGAAACGUACACCGCAAUACAACUCCGUUUCAAAAAUCGAUCGUGCCUCACGCAUAGUAUUUCCCAUAUUGUUUUUCAUAAUCAAUGUAUUCUAUUGGUAUGCAUAUCUAUCGCGCAGUUCACGCAUCCUGGCCCAUGGUAACGACAACACCUGAUGUUUCCUUUUAGCAAUUUAGAUCACUAUCACAGAAAUCGUUUUGAAAUUCUCUGCGUAUUCAAUGCAUUUUUAACUUAUAUGCUAUAUAAGGCAAAAUUGUUUCUUUUCUCCUUUUUUUUUUUAUGAAUUUUUUAACAGCUCAAAAGCUUCUUCCGAAUGAUUUCUUUCAUCUAAAUUGCUAAUAAAAUAGAACAAAAGCAAGUGUGACAAGUAAAAAUAUUUAAGUCAGCAAAGCUGACUAAUUAAGUAGCCUAGACGCCACUUCACACAAUCCGGUAUUUCACUUAUUUUCCUGAAAAAAAAAAACCAAAAGCCAUACCUCCUUACCGUGUAAACGUGUACUCUCCAUAGGUACUCUUAUAAGGCCGGUACACAAAUACUUGUUGUUUCCCACGUUGUCCAUUUGGGGAAUUUGGUAAUAUUCUAAUUUCUCUUCAGAAAUUAUUAUUCUGCACUUAUUUUGGUUGUACAAUAUCCAAAAUUAGAUCACUUCUUCAAUCCAAUUUAACCUGAUCGUAUAAAGGUCUAUCUUUCUAAAAAAAACGGUUACAUUAUAUAAAAUUAAAAAAAAAAAGGGUCCCACUCAAUCCAAAUUUUGAGCACGUAUUUAGUAUGCGUGCACGUAUUAGUAUAUAAUUUUUUAAACUUUUUUUUUUUCUUUGUUUGUAUGUACUCUUUUUUUUUCAAAGGGGGGCCAUUACAGUAGAGGAGUAGUUGUAAAAUUACAAAAUUUCGUCCAAAACAUAUCAGUAUACCAAUAUGGCGGGAAUAAC
Molecule: messenger RNA, 3821 nt
Organism: Glossina fuscipes
Lineage: Eukaryota; Metazoa; Arthropoda; Insecta; Diptera; Glossinidae
Product: gamma-aminobutyric acid receptor alpha-like
Exons: 8
Coding region: 1046-3046 (666 amino acids)
Biological process (GO): signal transduction; nervous system process; regulation of membrane potential
Cellular component (GO): synapse; neuron projection; membrane
Molecular function (GO): neurotransmitter receptor activity; transmembrane signaling receptor activity; extracellular ligand-gated monoatomic ion channel activity
Source: RefSeq, a predicted model, not a curated record